Molecule: messenger RNA, 3790 nt
Organism: Symsagittifera roscoffensis
Lineage: Eukaryota; Metazoa; Xenacoelomorpha; Acoela; Convolutidae
Product: TBC1 domain family member 30-like
Exons: 16
Coding region: 74-3478 (1134 amino acids)
Cellular component (GO): endoplasmic reticulum
Source: RefSeq, a predicted model, not a curated record
CUUAUUAAAUAGAUAAAUUAUGACUUAGGUAUCGCACUGCUUGUCAAUUCAGCGAGACUUGCUGCUGUGAAUCAUGUCUGACGAUGAUUUGGAUCUUCUGCUGCUGGAUGGACCCCACUCUCCCACUGCAGAUGGAGCAGUCUUCCCGAGGGUCCCCAUGAAACAUGGCCUCAUCCUCAACCACACUCAGUGGCAACAGGGGGGCAAGGAGGGCCAGACGAACAGUGGGCCAGAGGUCACAGCUGCCUACGGAGGGGGAGGGGGAGGCAGGGGAGAGUCCACUGGGGGGUCAUAUGAUGUGGCAGGCAGUGUCGAACAGGAGGUGUCCAUUUCGAAUCCGAACACGACCACUGUCUCUGGAAGUAGUCAUCAGCUGUUCAUCAAUGCGUCUGAAGAUGCAAUGAAGACCUUGUUGACGUCCAUCUACGACCGGGGCUACCAGUUGUCGGGUCUGAACCGAGACUCAGUGGACUCGGACACCACCUUCACCGGCUAUUCCAGCACCUGUGAGAUGCGCACCGUGCACGCACUCGCAUCGGCCGCCGCCUCUCUCGGAACUGGGGCUGGAAUCGCCAGUCCCAAACUGCUGUUGAACUGCGACAGUUUGGCCCAGAAACAGUCGGAGAAGUCGCAGAGGUCUUACAUGAGUGACAAAUCUGUGCUGGAGCUGCGUGCAAUGAUAGCGGAGUUGCAGCACAGAGUGUCUCAGACCUCCUCACGUCUAGUGCGUCUGCUGAAGAAGAAGGACAAGCAGCUGGAGAGACAACACUCCUACUAUGACGUCAUCACUGCCUCCUUACAGGCAUCGUCACUCAAGAGAAGAGUGGAUACGCGUAUUAAGUUCAGCAUUCUACCUCAACCAGGAAAACGCGCAUUCAGACAGUGGCACGAUGCCCUGCGAGCAAUGUGCAGACUCCCUUCUGGAAUACCUCGGCAGCUGCGCAAGAAGGUGUGGCUGUGUCUGGCAGACAACUACUUGCGCCAUCUGCGCAUCGACUGGGACAAGACAGUGCGCUACACUUUCAACGACAGAUCAAACCCAGACGACGAAAAACUCGGCAUCCAAAUCGUCAAAGAUCUGCAUAGAACUGGUUACAGUGGCUUCAGCAGUGGCGAAGGAGCGGAAGCAGGCAGAGCAUUGCUCAAACGAGUGCUGCUGGCCUACGCCCGCUGGAACAAACAAGUAGGCUACUGUCAGGGCUUCAAUGUCCUAGCCGCCACUCUGCUGCAGGUAUGCGAGGGCAACGAAGGCGACGCUCUGAAGCUGAUGAUCUACUUGAUAGACCGAGUGUUGCCACAGAACUAUUUCUCACACAACCUGCGUGCACUAUCAGUCGAUAUGGCAGUCUUCCGUGAACUACUGCGUGAACAGCAGCCGGUGUUGUCGGCGCAUUUCGACAAGCUCCAGUCUCUGGCCAACAGUGUCCCCUUCUCACCCAACCAGACAUGGCAGAGUCCCUCGGCAGCCACUUAUGAACCCCCUUUGACUAAUGUGUUCACGAUGCAGUGGUUCCUGACUCUGUUCGCCACCUGUCUGCCCAAGGCCACUGUGCUGAGAGUAUGGGAUGCGAUUUUCCUCGAGGGUUCCGAGAUGCUUCUCAGAGUGGCUUUAACACUGUGGGACAAAAUAUCUUAUCGUAUUCUGGCGGUGGAGAGUGCGGACGAGUUCUACUCUCUCAUGGCACAAGUACAGCAGGAGAUGUUCGAGUACGACCUCAUUGACUGCGAACAACUCAUCGAGACAAUGUACUCGAUGGGCCCCAUUCCCCUUCCCAAUGUGUCAGAACUACGAGAGAAAUACACCUACAACAUAACCCCCUUCUCCCCAAUGCAUUCAGCGUCUGCUGGUGUCACCAAACCAGGAUCCAAGACCUCCUCCGCCUCCACAUCUUCUAGUGGUGACAAACUGGGAAGAGUAGUGCAAAGCGAUGAUGAAGAUGACACGGAUGAUCGCAACGCACUUCUCAAGUGCUUCCCAGCCCCAUUCUUGUUGCCGGCCAAUAGUGCGUCGUCGCCUGUGAAGAACGGGACGAACAGUGGCUCCAAGGAGAUAUUCAGUGGAGACGAGUCUAGUGGAAGUGGCACUGGUCUCAACCAGACUGGAGUGGGGGGAAGUCAAGACAGGUCAGUGGGGGGAGGGGGAGGAGGGAGAGGAAUGGGGGCUGCGAGUGGCGCCGGCGGUGGGGGCACGGGAGACCAGUUGAAGUAUGCCAGUCCAGGCGCUUACAGCAGUCCCUGCGACCCCCGACUGCCCUCGGUGGCGCCAUUGGAGAGGAUGUCGACCGACAUCCACGCCCUGAAGAAGCAGUACUCCAAAUUGCAGCAGAGAAUGCAACAAGUGCAUGUCAUCUACUACGACAAAAAGAACCCCAAUGGUGGUCGGAACUCGAUUGAUGCCAACAGCAGUCCAGCCUCCGGAAACUCCUCGGGUGGGUCGCCGACGAGCCACAAGCAGCCGCUGGAAGUAGUGAACUGCAUGAAGACCAAUCUGGCAAUCAACCACCUGUUCGUGCUGAACAAAGACCACGCCAAGACCCAGCUGGCACUGACACCAUCCACUGGCAUAGACACCAAUCAACCUGUCAAUCAUUUAACCAUCAAACCCUACAUUCCUCCAGAUCCUCUUCUCAAUAGAAGGAACUCCUCGCAGUCGCCGACGGACGAGAUCUACAGACAGUCGGUCUCAUCCCCGACCACUAAUUGCUCGCCACUAAAAUUGAGUCCGGCCAAAAUGAAGACUCUAAGUGAUAGAUCCCGCGUGAAGCGUAAUGAAAUUGACAGUCUGGUUUCACAAAACGGAAGACAAUCAUCGACCAUCGAUUCUCUCAAUCUAGACGACCACUCUUACCACGAUUCACACAUGAAUCCAUUCGAUUCCGACUCGCCACGUGAGCCACGAGUAAGUUCGCCUCGUUCCUCCGCCAAAAAUUUUCAGAGUGAACACGAGAACGGACGAGCCGGAACUCCGGAGAGCCAAAAUCACCCGGAGAGCAGCGCGUACUCGACCGAAGACGAGGGAUCUCAUUUCGCCAAUUCAUCGCUUAGACGAAACAGUCAGCAGUCGACACCUAAUUUCUCAACCAGUAAAAGCGAACAGUUUGAUUUUGAAAGCGAAUCAAAAAGCAACCAAAAUUCCCCGUCCUCGUCCGAUAAGUUGGAAAGGACGCCGAGUAUAAAGCCAGCGUCACAUGCGAUUAGUCAAAGGCGCUUGUCGGCAUGUAGUAAAACGGCGUCGGCAUCGCAAAUGUACCGAAAACCUCCGUUGAAGCCGAACAUCCGACCAAAUUUAGGCAUGAACGACCGACCAAGGAUAUACAACCCUUUUCCAGUAAAUUACGUCCAUAAUAGUAAACUGAAGAAAGGCAAAGCGUUGGGAAUGUAUCCGGCUGCGAAGUCUUCCGACAGUGGAGUGGGCGAAAAGGAGAAAAGUGGGUCCGGUUCCGGGACUGGAAAAAGCGGCAGUCAAGUCUGGAAGUAACUAGACGUGAGAUAGAUCUUGGUGAUGAUUUAGAGUGGACUGAAACUGCGUGAACUUGUAACUUGGUUUGAUGUAGAUACAUUUGGUGCUAAAUUAGUCGUAUCAUGUGCAGUAGUUAACUCUGAUGUUUGUUAUAAUAUCGUUUAACUGGAUGUUAAUUGUAUAUACUUCGUCUAUUUUUGUUUGGCUGGUGUAGGUCAGUUGUUCCAAUCUGGUAUUCUACUAAUAGCUAUGUUUAAGCUUUAUUGAAUUCUUUCAAAUUGAAAUAAUAAAUUGUGAAAUGGUAUUGGUAUAUAUAAACCUUAAAUUUUA